This is a messenger RNA of Ostrea edulis (European flat oyster), 3370 nucleotides long. RefSeq names its product neuronal acetylcholine receptor subunit alpha-3-like. Gene Ontology annotation, biological process: monoatomic ion transmembrane transport; regulation of membrane potential; nervous system process. The transcript has a single exon. The coding region runs from base 1612 to 2880 and encodes 422 amino acids. The record is from RefSeq and is a predicted model, not a curated record. Gene Ontology annotation, cellular component: synapse; neuron projection; membrane. NCBI's taxonomy places the organism in Eukaryota, Metazoa, Mollusca, Bivalvia, Ostreida, Ostreidae. Gene Ontology annotation, molecular function: neurotransmitter receptor activity; extracellular ligand-gated monoatomic ion channel activity; transmembrane signaling receptor activity.
AUCACAAGUAGGUCCAGGACUAGGGACCUACCUUAAGAACUUGAAAUGAAAUUAAUCAUCAGCGCGGGCUCACAAUAUUGGUUUAAAGUUCAUCAUUGCUUAGUCAGUGAAUAUUUUGUUUUAAAAAACCACAAGGGUAUAAAUUGACGACUUUAAAUACAUUCGCAUGUUAUGUGCUCUCGUUUAUGUUAAUGUCACGACCCGGGAGCCAGGAAACAAUCUUUGAAUAUUAAGAGAAUGACAAUAGUACAGAUAAAUAUGUAAGCAUCUUCCUGUUGUGCAGUUUUAGAUUUGUUCAUGUCAUGGUCACUGGUCAGUGAAGCUAGAGCGGGUCACCGUGGGUUCAAAGCUUGAAGGGGCAUCGACACGAUUUGAACUGAAAAUUUCCAAAUUUUAUUUUUUCAUUUUUAAUGUUUAGAAUGUCUAACUACAUUAUUUAAGGUAUUUCUAAUGGUCAGCAAAAAAUUGAAUGUCAGUUGUUGAUGUACAUGGGAGAUACAGAGCUUUGUUAUGUAAACAAGGCUCGUGCCAUGUUUUUGUUUACAUAGGGUAAAUAUACUAGUAAAAGUUUUCGUUUCAAGCAGAUUUUUUAAAUUUACAAGUUAAUUCCGAACACAAUUAGAUAGUUUCUAGUGUUUGGCACAUCUCAUUUUGUUUUAAACAUGCUAUUUCCAAUUAAGCAAUCUAUAUGUAAACAAAACAUAGCACAGGCCUUGUUUACACAACAAAGAAUUGCGAGUGCUGUAUCUCACUUGUCACUCAACAACUGAUAAUAAAAUUUUGGUUGACCAUUAGAAAUACUUUAGUUAAGCAUUGUAGAUAAUAAAUUUAGAAAAAUUCAAGCUCAAAUCGUGUCCAUGUCCCUUCAAUAUUGGCUAUGUAGUUUGAUUAAAAUGUUUUUUAAAAUAUAUUCAGUUACAUAAUUGUUAAAUUGAUUUGCAUUCUGACAUGUUACCUACACUGCUAUUUAUUUGCUCUAGACCAAACGUCGCCUCGGUGAGCGAUGUGUCCCAUGGGUGUUUUAAAUCUAGUAGGUAUUCAACUUGACCAGUUCUUUUCCCCCACGUGAUAAGAGACCUCGGUUGGUCAGUUGUGUUACGACCCUGGCGUUUCAUGUCAGAAGAUGAGUAAUCAAUCAGUAUAUACUUUAAAAUAUCGCGUCUGAUCCGCCUGAACGGAGUCCAAGGCUCUGAGGUCGCGUCGACAUGAGUGAAAUAUUCUCAUUGAGACAUGAAACCAUUAAUCAACCGUUGACCCAGAAGUAAACUGUGUGCAUGUUUGAAUGGUUGAUUUCAUUGUCGACUUAAUUGUAUUUGCUAUCUGGCGUGUAUAUAGAUGCAUGUAAGUCAGUGAUUACUGCGAUGAUUGCCACACAUAAUGUAUAUAUACUAAUGUCAUGUCAUGCUCCUCGAGACUUUAAUUGAAGGGCAAGAUCAGAUAAUUCAAAAAAAGAUUGUAGACUUCUUUGAUACACAAUGAGACAAUGCAGUCUCAACAGGAUUUGUCUUGAAACAUUAGAGUUCACGCAAUCGAUAUAAGACGUAUCGAUGCAUUAGUCCUGUGCAAAGUUGUAUUGACAUUCAUUUAGUAAGAACUGUUUUAAAGCUCAUAAUGAAAACUGUGCUUGUUUUGUGUUGGUUUCUACUAUUGUUUUACGAGCUGUCGAUUUCUGUUCGUGCUGCUCUGUAUUCUGAUGCUGUUUCUCUAAUGGAAGAUGUCUUUAAGAACUAUUCUACGGAUAUUCGCCCGAACCAAAAUUUGUCAGAAGCUACUGAGGUUUCUCUGGAUCCAUAUGUUUUUUCAGUAAAUGAUUUUGACGAAGUUUCUGGAGUUAUAUCUAUUGUGUGCGGAUUGAGGCUGAUUUGGCAUGAUUUUCGGUUGACUUGGACACCGAGUGACUAUGGUGGCCUCGUGGACCUUCCUGUUCCAAAGAAAAAACUUUGGGUUCCGAACAUCUUUUUGAUUGACCCAGCGAACAAAAUGGAAGCUAUUGGGGAUGAUGAUUUCAUCGGAAGAAUAUAUUAUAAUGGCGAAGUGAAUUGGAUACCAGCAGGUUUAAUUCAGACGUUGUGUAGCGUUAACAUGUAUAAAUUUCCCUUCGAUACACAGGAGUGUUCGUUCUCAUUGGUUCCCUGGGGAUAUAUACCACUUGAAACUAAACUGGUUCCCUAUAACAAUAUGUCCUACGCGGAUAUAACAUAUUACUCUUCUAAUGCAGAAUGGGAUCUAGAGAAAACUGUAAUGAAACGGUUUAGAAUUGGAGGAUACGACAAUCUGGUUAAAGUCCAGGUGAAUUUGAAGAGAAAGUCUCUCUACUUCGUCAUAAACAUGUUGGCUCCUAUGCUUCUUCUGUCCUUGUUGAAUCCUCUGGUUUUUUCCUUGCCUGUUGACAGUGGAGAGCGUGUGUCUUAUGCUAUGACGAUCUUUCUAUCAUUUGCCGUUUUCAUGACAUUGCUUAGCGAAAAUAUACCUAGAUCAUCUGAGCCAAUGUCUUUAUUGUCGUAUUUCCUAAUAGUGACAAUGCUAAAAAGCACAUUGAUAUGCGUAUUGACCGUUGUUAAUCUCAAUCUUCAUUUUAAAGACCCUACGUCAGAAGUAUCAAGAAAAGCUUUGUUUAUACUAAACGUGAUGCGACUUCAAUGUUUGUACAAACUUUGUAAAAAGGGUGGAAAGAAAUCUAACGUCUCUGAUAAUUCGGUUACGGAAAUAGUUUUUGUGAGGAGUAAAACGAGUGACGAAGGGAGAACGCAGAACAAGGAAGCAGAGGGUAGUGUGACGUGGAAAGCCAUAGCUGAAGGAUACGACAAAGUACUGUUGUACUAUUUUUAUCUGAUUUUCUUUCUUCUGUGGAUCAUUCUUGGGGCAGUAUUGACAUCCUGAAACAAUUUCUCAUCAUGAAACAAUGUCAUUUAAUAUGAGCGGCAUUAGCAUUGUGAAAUAUCAAUAUUAUCUUAUCUGAGAUGCACUAGCAUUGUGAAACAUAUGAGCGAUAUUAGGAUCAUGAUUUUUUUUUAUUUCACCUGAGCGACAUUGACAUUGUCACGUGUGAAACAUUAAUGUUUAUCUCAGCCGCAUUCAAUUUGACAAUUUUGAAAAAAAAGUGAUACUAUAUCAUCAGGGCAAUAUUGUUUGCUUUACCCUGAAACGUUGUUAGUAUAUUGGAACAAUACUAUUAUAAAUAUGAGUCUUCCCCCCACCCCCGAAAACCGCAUGUGUUGCUACCAUACACUGAACGAUGUGUGUCAUGCGUUGUUGCUAUUUCCUUUGAAAAUUUCUUAAUGGACCUCAUUAGGCAUCGUUGUUUCUGCAUGUUUAAACGCAUUUUGUUAUUCUUCUUACAAAACAUAAAUCUAGUUAUGAGUUAUCAAAA